This is a messenger RNA of Puntigrus tetrazona (Sumatra barb), 3009 nucleotides long. RefSeq names its product leucine rich repeat containing 15 (gene lrrc15). The transcript is spliced from 3 exons. Gene Ontology annotation, molecular function: protein binding. The coding region runs from base 228 to 1949 and encodes 573 amino acids. The record is from RefSeq and is a predicted model, not a curated record. Gene Ontology annotation, cellular component: extracellular matrix. NCBI's taxonomy places the organism in Eukaryota, Metazoa, Chordata, Actinopteri, Cypriniformes, Cyprinidae.
ACCAACUCAUUUCCAAAUAAUGCGGUUCAGUAUGUGAGAGCUUUUGUACAAAGCAGUGGAGUCAACGGUUGACUGUAAAGAGGAUAACCAGAAAGACAUGAGCAGGCAGAAAGGAAUCUGACAAAGAAAAUAUUGAAGCUGUUUAAAAGACUGGAAAAGCUUGCGUGCAACUGGGAGAGCAAAGCUUCGAUAUCUCUGACAAGUCAUCUUCUAGUUGGAGGGAGUCCAUGGAUCUUCUCAUAAUUAUCAGCAUGUGUGCCAUAUACACCAUUGCCUCGGCAUGUCCAGAGAACUGCCUGUGCAAGGCAAGCAAAAUCCUUUGCCAAGGCUUUAUAAUAAAAGAAUUUCCACUCUCCAUCCUACCGACCACUGAAACCAUGUUUAUCUCCAACACCAGCAUAGAAUCAUUAAAACCGGCUGAUUUUGAGACUUUCGCAGCGAGCCUCACCGUCUUUGUAGCCAAGGAUUCAAGAAUAGCUGUGAUAGAACCUCAUACAUUUGACCAAACCAGAAAUCUCGUUGCCUUAGGUUUCAGUGGGACGAUGCUAACCUCUCUGCCACAGGAUCUGUUUGAAAAUCAAAAAGCAUUAUCAACUCUAACGCUGAGUAACAACAAACUAGAAGUUCUCCAACCAUCUCUUCUGACUCCUCUUGUAAAUUUGACCAAAUUAGACCUAAGCAAAAACCGUUUAACCUCUCUGCCAGCAGAUGCUUUUCGGGGUUUAGAAAAGCUGGAACAGCUCAUGUUGCAGAGAAAUGCAAUCAGACAGCUUUACAGCAAUGCUUUUCAAGGACUCAGUCAUCUCAAACACCUGUUUCUGCAGCAAAAUCAUUUAACAGAUAUACCAGCAGGCAUCUUCGACGACCUGGUAAGCCUUGAGAUAUUGCAUCUUCAAGACAAUACUAUCACUCAGCUACCAGCAAAUCUCUUCUCAAACUUGCCAAAGCUUAAGAAACUCUACCUCUCCAACAACAGGUUAUCAUUGCUUCCCAGUGCAAUCUUUCUGAAUCUUCCCAGCCUUACUCAUAUUUCACUGUAUGAGAACCAACUCAGUAGGUUAAUGCCUGAGACUUUUGGUCCAAUGGCCCUCCAGGAGCUCUGGUUAUAUGACAAUCUGUUAACCCACCUGGAGGAUAAUGUGUUUAACAACUUAACUGAGAUUCGUCUUUUGGUGCUUAGUAGAAACCGGAUUCAGCACAUUUCUCCAGGUGCUUUCAAUGGCUUAAUGGAACUAGAGGAGAUCUCUCUUCACACUAAUCGACUCACUAGUAUUCAGGCAGGGAUCUUUAAGGGUCUUCCAAAGUUGACUAACAUAUCUAUAGAGAACAAUCAAAUACAGCGCAUUCCCAUUAAACUCUUAGAUGGUGUGUCCCAUUUACAUCUUCUGGAGCUUCAAAACAAUUCCCUACCAAACUUGCAGAAAGAAUUUCUAGACUCUUUGUCCAUAGUCGAUAAUAUUAUGGUUCAUCAAAAUCCUUGGAGGUGUGACCAUGACAUAAUACCUUUUAGGGAUUGGCUUGGACAGUAUCCAGAGAAAGUGAAGAACCUUACUUCUCUGAUGUGCUAUGCUCCUCCGGCCCUGAACAGUAGAAAUAUAAGAGAUCUGAGGGAGGAUGACGUCAUGGUCAACCAAACAGCAACUGCAACAACGGUUGAUAUUUCUUCAGAAAGUACACAGGCAUACAGUGAACCGACAGAAAGACAUUCACCACACACUUCCCCAACCAAAACAUCAGACUCUACAACAGUCUCAGAAGAGAUAGAGGACACAAGCGGAGGUAAAACUGUGGGACAAGGUUUGUCCAAAGACAAACUCUUUAUCAUUCUAGCCAUUGUCUGUACUGCUGUCAUUGUCGGUAUCAUUGCCUGUGUGUUGUGGAGGAGGAAUAAGCGAGGAAGUCAAGACUUGGACCGUCAAAGAAAAAGGAAAACAAACUCAGUUAUCUAACAUUUAUAUAUAUAUAUGUUUUUUUUUAAUUCCUCUUUUAGCAGUUUUCAGUAGGUUUAUGAAGAGCUUUGUUUUUUAUUUGGCGAAUUCAUUUUAACAAAUGUUUGUUAUGGAUAUUUUCUUCUUUUUUUUUAGUUUUUGAUGUACAAUGAAUUUAAAAAAAUUAGAUAUCAUUUGAUGAUCAUAGCUCAUGAACGCUAACAAACAAAUAUACUGUAUUUUCCAUUCUUGCCACUGUCAAUGGUUAUACACUUUCUGCAGUUCAGGAGUAAACAUGUUUUUCCUCAUAGAAAAAACACUUUUAUAUAGUAAGCAAGACAUUGUAUAUUAAAAAUAAUCUACAGACACUCAAGGUUUUGGUUUUGGUUCAGAUUUGGUAUUUUCAAUGCUUAUUUUAUGUUUUGUUUUUUUUUUUUCAUCUUUUUUAUCUACAUGAAUACAUCUGCAUAUUUUCCAUUCAGUGUAUCUAAUUCUGGAAUUAACAAUAUAACAUCAAGCGGCUGUCAAUUAAUUUAGUUCUUUAAAAUAUUUUUGUUUGUAAAUUACUGUAAGAUGUUUAUGUACAUUUUACCUUUUAAAAAACUCAUAUACGCAGGAAAUAAACAAGAAAUAUGUUCAGCCUAAACCUGCUCACAAAUGUAGUAUGCAAAUGAGAUAAAAAAAAUACUAGAAAAUAAUUAAUUGAACUGAGAAAAAAAAAACUAAAUAUGUGUACAUUGUGAAACUCUUUAAAAGUGAGUUUGCAGUUUUUUAUCUCUCUUUAAACAGAAAACAAACUGUCCACACCCUUUCUGAUGCCUUACGCACAUGCAGUAUGAUAAUAGCAGGAUAGAGUCAUUAUAACAAGAGGACUUUGAAAAACACUUUCAACACUCAAACUGGGAAAUAAUAAACUGCAAAGCCUUCCUGGUGAUGUUUUUGAUAUUCUUCCAAAAAGCAGUAAACUGUACCUGAACAAAAACAUAUGGCGGUGUGACUGUAACCUGCGACCAUUCUUUGACUGGAUGAAGAACAAUGAGGACAAGAUUAAAUCAAAGCCACCAGAAGUUUGUGAGUCUCC